This is a messenger RNA of Nothoprocta perdicaria, 1804 nucleotides long. It is a transcript of the gene FAM185A, whose product is annotated as family with sequence similarity 185 member A. The transcript is spliced from 7 exons. Lineage: Eukaryota; Metazoa; Chordata; Aves; Tinamiformes; Tinamidae. The record is from RefSeq and is a predicted model, not a curated record. Bases 1 to 777 code for a protein of 258 amino acids.
AUGUUGACUUUUCUCCUUCCGUUGCUAAUAAUUCUUUUAAUUCCAGAUUUGGAUAUCAAAACGUCAGGGACUGGUUGUGUGAAGAUUCAGAAAAUAGAAUGUGAUAACUGCGAUAUUGAAACUGAGAAGGGGACUAGUGUCUUGCAGUCAAUAAAGAGUCAUAAAAUCAACAUACGGACAAAUGGAGGCAAAGUAAUUGGUCUUGGAACACUCUAUGGAAAUACAGAUAUUCGUGCUACAGAGAAGGGUAGCGUGAGUAUAGAGAAGCUGCAGGGCACUUCCAUCAACAUAUCCACUGAAGAUGGGCUGCUGAAAACUAAGUAUCUUUACGCAGAAACGUCAUCCCUGUCGUCAGAAACUGGUGAUAUUCUACUGGGAAGUAUUCAUGGCAACACCACCCUGCAGACCAAGACGGGGAGUAUCACAGUAGAUUCCUCUGAUGGAAGUCUAAAAGCUUCUACAGAUCAUGGGUCAAUAGAUGUCUAUGUCAGUCAAUUGAGAAAAGUGGAUCUGAAAUCCCAGAAAGGUUCCAUUAAAGUCAAGGUGCCUGCCUCUCUCAAAGCUCAUUUGCAAUUGUCGGGGAGGAAAGUGGAUGUGAGCUCAGAGAUCCAUUUAGAAGAAACACAGAGUGCCUCUAAGGAUGAUCACGUAACUCUGAGUGGUCGCAUGAAUCAGGGGGAGGAAGCAGACAAGUGGAUUAAGGCUGACGCGCAGAAUGGCAAAGUGUCCCUUAAGAGCCAGAGCUGGAUCCAGGCCRUCAAGCUGAAGGCUCCUUAAAGGUGGAAUGAGGCCCGAGAGAUCAAGGAAGGGAUCACAGAGCAACACUUGUGUAAUAUUGGGGAACUUUGAGACCUACCUUUAUCAUAAGAUAAAAACAGUUUUGAAAAUGAGGGCUUUUUAACCCAGCAUUUACCAGUGGCCACAGCAGGGGCCACAGGUGUGUGGUCCUGGAUUACUUCUCACAGCCUUGAGGAACUGCAUGAUCUUUCAUAUCCAGAAUUUGUGUAACUUGACCCACUUACCAAGCCAGCCUAAAAGCUGGCAGCUUUCAUCCAAAAGUGCAGAGUUAUUGUGAGAGGAAGUUUCACACUAUUUGUAAGAACAUGAAGGUUUCCUCGGAAGGUGCCCUGCUCUGCCUGCUCUUGUAUAUUAAUGAAAUGUUUCAGUACUGUGUGAGUUUUAUUGAUUUAUGCUGAGAAUUUUCUUCAACCAAAUUAUUUAUACUGUGGUGAGGGUAAAACCACUUCAGGAACUGUUAAAUCUUACUGGGUCAUCUGGUUUGAUGUUUGACCUCCAAGCAGUUUCUGCCUUACCUAUGGGUACUAUACGUGCAAAGCUGCAUACACGACGUGGUGGAACUUCUCCCCUGUCAUCACGGGCCUCUUAUUCAUGGACAGCAACAAGAAGCCGAGUCUCUGUGUGUAUCACUGCUCAUCUCCUAAGAAGGGAAUAAUAAUAAAAAGAGCAAAAACUGAGCUAAUAAAUGGGGUCUCCAGUCCGGGUUUGCUGCGUUUCCAGGAGCGCGGAGCUCUGCGAGGCAGAGGAGCAGAGCAGGGAGGGAGGAAGGGCCCUGCACCCCGACCAAGCCCCCACGGCUGGAGGGGCUGGUGUCACUGUAAGGUAAAUGCAGCAGAGCAAACUGAGCUUUUAAAACCUUCUCCCUUUAUAUGGAAUUAUUUAUUAUGUCCCUUAUAAUGCGAGUACUGAAAUUUGUGUUCUAAAUCUGAACUGUUUUAAUUCUUACCAGCUGAGUAGAUGGAGAGAAACAAAGAAGAGCCCAGGUUUUAAAUUGCAUGAAUGUUUG